Molecule: messenger RNA, 951 nt
Organism: Sorex fumeus (smoky shrew)
Lineage: Eukaryota; Metazoa; Chordata; Mammalia; Eulipotyphla; Soricidae
Product: olfactory receptor 12-like
Exons: 1
Coding region: 1-951 (316 amino acids)
Biological process (GO): sensory perception of smell; G protein-coupled receptor signaling pathway
Cellular component (GO): membrane
Molecular function (GO): odorant binding; olfactory receptor activity; G protein-coupled receptor activity
Source: RefSeq, a predicted model, not a curated record
AUGCCGGCCCUCACACAUGGGAACCUUUCAGCGACGCCUCUGCAGGACUUCGUGCUGGUGGGAUUCGAGGGGGGCCCGGAGACCCAGGCCCUACUCUUUGCUGUCAUCCUGGCCCUGUACACGGUGACCGUCCUGGGGAACCUCACCAUGAUCGUGGUCAUCACCCUGGAUGCCCACCUGCACUCCCCCAUGUACUUCUUCCUCCGGAACCUGUCCUUCCUGGACCUGUGCUAUUCAUCUGCCAUCGCCCCCCAAACCCUGGCCAACUUCUUCUCCUCUUCCAAGGCCAUCACCUUUGCAUGCUGUGCCUCCCAGUUCUUCUUCUUCUCCUUUUUUGGUACCACUGAGGUUUUGCUCCUGGCCGUGAUGGCCUAUGACCGCUUCAUGGCCAUCUGCAGUCCCCUGCGCUACCCUGUAACCAUGUGUCCCUCAGUCUGUGCCCGCCUGGUGCUGGUCUGCUACUGCGGAGGCCUCUUCAACACCAGCAUGCAGACCAGCUUCACGUUCAGCCUCCCCUUCUGCGGCUCCAACCGCAUCAACCACUUCUUCUGUGACGUGCCCCCCCUGCUCCAGCUGGCCUGCACCGACACAGCCCUCAAUGAGCUGGUGAUGUUUGGCCUCUGUGGGCUCUUCAUUGUGGGCACCAUGGCUGUGAUCCUCAUCUCCUAUGGCUACAUCACCGUGACCAUCCUCAGGAUGCACUCGGGCACGGGCCGGCACAAGCUCUUUUCCACCUGUGGCUCCCACAUGACGGCCGUGGCCCUCUUCUAUGGCACUGCCUUUGUCAUGUAUGCCCAGCCGGGGGCCGUGGAGUCCAUGGACCAGGGCAAGGUGAUCUCCGUGUUCUACACGCUGGUCAUCCCGAUGCUCAACCCCCUCAUCUACAGUCUGCGGAACAAGGACGUGAAGGAGGCCCUUCGGCGCCUGGGGCAGAAGCACACCGGGCCCUGA